Messenger RNA from Umbelopsis ramanniana AG, 844 nucleotides. RefSeq lists its product as uncharacterized. Bases 52 to 726 code for a protein of 224 amino acids. The record is from RefSeq and is a predicted model, not a curated record. NCBI's taxonomy places the organism in Eukaryota, Fungi, Mucoromycota, Umbelopsidomycetes, Umbelopsidales, Umbelopsidaceae. The transcript has a single exon.
CACCUAUAUUUCUCUUUAUUAAUACCCUUCUCUUCUCGUUACUUUCUUUCCAUGUUAUCUUCUAAAAUGUAUUGGGGAUACCUUACAUCCGCCACACAAAUGGUACAGCCGCCCGCACUGUCCCAAAUUGGACUAUCCUUGAACAACAAUAGCGCCUUUGCAUUUGUAGGCAGUCUUACGGAUAUUGUAUCGUAUUGUUGCAAACACAGUAGAAUUAAAAUUCUAUUACAACGAGCCAGUUCCAACUCACGAGAAGUCGAUGACCAAACGAAUACGAUUGAAGUUCAAGUCAAGUAUAUUCGUACAAUAUACAGUGUGAUGAAUCCUCUGUCCUCCAUUAUGGUGGUGCUUCGACCUCACAGUGUGCAAUCUGACCAAGAUAGCAAACGCAAAAAUCAACGCAAACGCUUCACUUUGCCUUCUACCUCCAACCUUUUGGAACUGGCGGUUGGCCUCAACCAAAUGUUUGAUCGUUCCAUCAAGCAGAUAACCAACUUCACUCCCCAUCAUCCAAACGGCCAAUCUCCAUCAUCUGGCCUACGGGCAAGGUCAGGGACCACUUCAUUGUUGAUACAAUCGACUAGUCACCGACAAGUACCAGACGUUGAUAUCGACUGGGACCUUCCUAUUUACACAGCUGAGCCAGACGGGGAAGCUGGCGGAUUUUCCACAUUGCCAUCCACUGACUUAUUACCACCGCCAUACGAAGCUAUGUCUGCAGCAUAAAAGAAGGGCAGGACUCUUUCCCCAUGCAUGAAAUAGACGUAGUAUAGAUAGAGAAAGAAGCUGAUACCCCAGGUCAUUUUUAAACAAUAAAAGCUUCUGUAGUAUAAUCAUUAUAUCA